Messenger RNA from Vitis riparia (riverbank grape), 855 nucleotides. Its product is annotated as E3 ubiquitin-protein ligase At4g11680-like. The coding region runs from base 1 to 855 and encodes 284 amino acids. Lineage: Eukaryota; Viridiplantae; Streptophyta; Magnoliopsida; Vitales; Vitaceae. The record is from RefSeq and is a predicted model, not a curated record. The transcript has 4 exons. Gene Ontology annotation, molecular function: zinc ion binding.
AUGGCAAGCCAAAAUAAUGGUGAGCGGAGAAUUGAUAUACCAGGAGUUCCUACUGAUCAAACUUCUUCAACCAUAUCAAUUGAGCGAACAGGCCUUCCUAAGUUUUUUCUUUCUAUUAUGAUCUAUGCAAAUGUGAUCCAGAUUGUAGCAUCCGUGGCGGGUUUGUGGGUGUCCAAAGCUCUUGAGUAUCCAGCCAACAAAAUCUUCGCAUGGGUUGUGGGCUAUGCUUUUGCCUGUGCUGUAAUGCUUCCUUUUCUUUACUACCGUCUUCGCAAUGCAGAAACCUGGAAUCAGCGUCAGAGUAAAGUGAUGGAAGUCUUCUGGUUAACCAUGAGCUGCUUCUUUGUAGUGUGGUUCGUUUUUGGUUCUGUAUGCUUCUUUGGAGUUUCUUCUUCUAGCCAUGAUGCACCCAUAUUGGAAGGUUUAUUCAAAGCAUUGCUUCUCAGUGGCUGUACAAUAUAUGCAAUGCCAGGCAUUGCAGUAGCAUCAUACUGUCUGUUUUUCUCUUGGUUAAUUUUGCCAUUACUACUGCUCAAACUAAGGGAAAAACAUAGAGGAACCAGUACCCCAGAUUCCCCUCCUAAUGUACUGCCUACCUACAAGUUUAAAUCAAAGGAAAAUGGAGGUGGAGUGCUCUUGGCCGCAGGAACCAAAAAGAAGAGCGCCAGCUUAUCUGGAGAAGAUGUGGUUUGUUGCAUUUGCUUGGGAAAUUAUGCAGACAAUGAAGAGCUGCGUGAGCUACCAUGCUGCAGCCAUUUCUUCCAUGUGGAGUGUGUGGAUAAAUGGCUGAAGAUCAAAGCACGCUGCCCUCUCUGUCAAUCUGAGCAUGUAGGGCCUGGUGGGGCUGCAACAUGA